Messenger RNA from Mauremys reevesii (Reeves's turtle), 933 nucleotides. Its product is annotated as olfactory receptor 5A1-like. NCBI's taxonomy places the organism in Eukaryota, Metazoa, Chordata, Testudines, Geoemydidae. The transcript has a single exon. Gene Ontology annotation, biological process: G protein-coupled receptor signaling pathway. Gene Ontology annotation, molecular function: G protein-coupled receptor activity; olfactory receptor activity. Gene Ontology annotation, cellular component: membrane. The record is from RefSeq and is a predicted model, not a curated record. Bases 1 to 933 code for a protein of 310 amino acids.
AUGGGGAAUCAAACCAAAGUGACCAAAUUUAUUCUCCUGGGACUUUCCAGUGACCCACCGAUGCAGAUUUUCCUAUUCCUGGUGCUUGUAGUUAUUUAUGUAAUCACCCUAGUGGAGAACGUGGUGAUCAUACUGGUGAUAAGGACUGAUCGUCACCUUCACACCCCCAUUUACUUCUUCCUGUCUCAUUUAUCUUUUGUCACUAUCUGCUAUUCCUCAGCCAUAGUUCUUAAGAUGUUGGUGAUUUUCCUAGACAAGAACAAAACCAUUUCUACUGAUGGCUGCCUUGCCCAGAUAUUCUUCAUUUUACUACCAGCUGGUGCUGAAAUUUUUAUUCUCUCAACAAUGGCGUAUGAUCACUACGCUGCCAUCUGUGACCCAUUGCGUUACGUGGAGACCAUGAGCAAAGGGAUCUGUGUUCUGCUGGUGAGUGGUGCAUGGGUAAUAGGCUUCAUAAAUACCCAGCUUAACACAGAUUUCGCCCUCAGGUUGCACAUCUGUGGCCCCAAUCAGAUCAGCCAUUUCAGCUGUGAGCUCCCUCCCCUAUUGCAUCUGUCCUGCACUGAUACCUUCACCAAUCAAGUGGUGCUUCUCCCUUCUGUUGUGAUACUUGGAUCAAGCUCCUUCCUCUUCACCCUGAUCUCCUACAUUCACAUCAUCGCCACUAUCCUGAGGAUAUGCUUGGUGCAGGGCAGGCGUAAAGCCUUCUCCACCUGCAGCUCCCACUUGAUUGUGGUUGGUUUAUGGUACCUGACAGGUUCUUUCCAGUACACAAAACCCAGCUCAGUCUCCUCUGUGGCUCUGGAUGAAAUGUUUUCCAUUCAGUAUAACAUCUUGACUCCAAUGUUAAACCCCAUUAUCUACAGCCUGAAAAACAAAGAGGUGAAAAGUGCACUAGGGAAAAUAUUGUGGACUUGGAAGUUUCUCAAGUAG